AUGUUGCUCCUCCAACAGACUGGAGCAGUACUGGCAUUAACUGUCGCAGUUAGGGGUGCUGCUUCAUCGACAACAACCUCUAUCCAGUUAACCCAGUCUCUUCUUCCUCAAGUUGGAGCCGCUCCUAGCCUCACGCCCACGAUCCAUGAUUCCAAGGCCCCUGAUCCACAGACAUGCCCGGGCUACAUGGCUGCCAAUGUUGUUGAAACUCCACAAGGUGUAACUGCGGAUUUAACACUCGCUGGGCCACACUGUCAAGCUUUUGGAACUGAUAUUCAUGACUUGGUACUCCAAGUUCAAUAUCAAGCAAAAGAACGACUUAGCGUGAAGAUAUAUCCAAAGUACUUGUCCGUCCAGAAUGAAACGCACUAUAUUCUUCCGAACUUUAUUGUUCCCUCACCUGAGAAUGAUAACAGCACCACCAAGUCUAAAAGUGACCUAGGAUUUGAGUGGAGCAACACGCCAACUUUCCAGUUUAAAGUAUCCCGUGUAUCGAAUAAGGAAGAGUUGUUUUCCACAUAUGGACAUGUCCUCGUCUAUGAGGAUCAAUUUCUCGAGUUAGUGAGCAACAUGGUAGAGGACUACAAUGUGUACGGCUUAGCCGAAAAUAUUCAUGAUUUCCACUUGGGCCAGAACUACACACAGACUUUCUGGACCAACGACGCGGGUAUUACGUCAGGCAAUCCAAUUGAUGGCAAUAUCUACGGUGUUCAUCCAUUCUAUCAAGAAAGCAGAUACCACUCGGGCAGCAAUACAUCGUCUCAUGGCGUGUAUGCACGCAAUGCUCACGGUCAGGAAUGGCUUCUCAGGCCGAAGACUAUCACAUACCGGGCGAUUGGUGGAAGCUUCGACUUUUACUUCCUUAGUGGCCAAGACGACAACGGAGGAUCAAGCGCUGUUGAUACGAUCAGGCAGUAUCAUGCCGGCUGCGUCGGGCUACCAGCAAUGCAAAUGUUUUGGACUCUUGGUUUGCAUCAAUGCCGCUUGGGAUACGACAAUCUAAGUAUGAUGCAAGACGUUGUUGCCAAUUAUAAAGCUGCCAACAUUCCCCUUGAAGCCAUAUGGUCUGAUUUCGAUAUGUUUGAUGGCUAUCGUAGCUUUGUGAACAACCCAGUUUCCUACCCUGUUGAUAAAAUGGCUGCCUGGCUUGAGAAGCUCCAUGACGAUAGUCAAUAUUAUGUUCCUCUUAUCUGGACAAACAUCUAUCGUACCAAUCCUGAAGACCCAGAGGAUGUUUAUCCACCUUACCAACGUGGUGCUGACCUUCAAACUUUCAUUCGGAAUCCUGCCACGGGUGACUAUUACAAUGGCGAUAACUGGCCAGGAUUCAGCGUCUGGGGUGACUUUCUACUACAAUCGUCGUAUUCAUGGUGGGAAAAUGAGCUCAGAACCUGGCACAACAAAAUACCAUUUGAUGGUGUGCUGAGUGAUCUCAGCGAGCCAGCUUCCUAUUGCGUUGGAUCUUGUGGAGAUGGGAACCUUCAUUUGAACCCCGUUCAUGUUCCGGAGUUGAUGCCCGGUGAUCUAUUGAAUAAUGAUUACGAAUAUCCGAAAGGUUUUAGUAUCAGCAACAAGUCAGAUGCUGCUUCAGCGAGCCUAGCUGCUGCCUCUCAGUCGUCUGCUCUUCUCUCUUCAACACCAUUCCCAUCGGCUACCUCUACCACCCUGGGGCGUACUGAGCCGACACCUGGGGUGAGGAAUUUGACAUAUCCACCAUACGUGCUUAAUAAUGCGCAAGAAGGUCACGCCUUGGUGAAGGGAACAAUUUCUCCCGAUGCCACACACAAUGAUCCUGGGAAUACCACCGAGUACGAGAUGCACAAUCUAUUUGGAUAUCAAACCGGAAACGCUACAUACCAUGCCCUUCUCGAAAUCCUCCCCAAUCGGCGACCAUUUGCUAUAUCUCGUGCGGCUUUCUCUGGCAGCGGGCGUUUCUCCUCUCAUUGGGGUGGCGAUAAUUCUGCUACCUGGGGAAGUAUGUUCUUGGGAAUCUCACACUCCCUGACACACAUGAUGGCCGGUAUUCCUAUGUUUGGCGUAGAUGCAUGUGGCUAUACACAUAACACAGACUUCGACCUUUGCUCUCGCUGGAUGUCGCUGACGGCGUUCUUCCCAUUCUACCGCAAUCACAACAUCAAGGGAACAAUUCCACAAGAGGCCUAUAUAUGGUCAUCUGUCGCUGAAGCUUCGCGACGAGCAAUUUCUGUGAGGUAUAGUCUUCUGAACUACAUAUAUACCCUCUUUUAUCAAGCUCAUACCAAAGGUGACACGGUCAUGCGAGCUCUUGCAUGGGAAUUCCCCAAUGAUGAGACUUUGAAGGCUACCUAUUCGCAGUUCAUGCUUGGACCAUCGCUUCUCGUCACUCCCGUUCUCACCCCCAACUCUGAUACUGUCCGGGGCGUGUUCCCAGGCAUUGGAGAAGGAACGCGAUGGUACGAUUGGUAUACACUGCAGGAGGUUAAUGCUCAGCCCCGGGAGAAUGUCACCCUUGCUGCUCCAUUGGAACAUAUCAAUGUUCAUGCCCGCGGUGGCAGCAUAUUCGUUCUUCAAGAGCCUGGGUACACAACAGCUGCGACUAGAGACAACUCAUUUUCUCUAUUAGCUACCCUAGAUAAUAACCAGUAUGCCGAGGGAAUUAUCUACAUUGACGAUGGUGUCAGUUUGGUACAAAAUGCUACUAAGACGGUCUCGUUCAUAUAUGAAAACGGAGCCAUUAUAGCGUCUACUCAUGGGACCUACCAUGCGCCUCCAGCGCUCGCCAAUUUCACUAUCGCUGGUUUGCACACAGAGCCCCGAGGGUUCCAAUUUCGCAGCAACAACAAACUCUACCAUAGCCGACCGGGCAAUUUGAACUAUAAGAAUGGCACCGCAUACAUCACUGGCUUGGAACAAUAUACUUCAACUGGAGCAUUUGAGCAUAGCUUCCAGCUGAAUCUUACAUACUAA
Molecule: messenger RNA, 2946 nt
Organism: Talaromyces rugulosus
Lineage: Eukaryota; Fungi; Ascomycota; Eurotiomycetes; Eurotiales; Trichocomaceae
Exons: 7
Coding region: 1-2946 (981 amino acids)
Biological process (GO): carbohydrate metabolic process
Molecular function (GO): hydrolase activity, hydrolyzing O-glycosyl compounds; carbohydrate binding
Source: RefSeq, a predicted model, not a curated record